AUGACGAGUGUAAACGACUGCUGGACAGAUCACCAAUUAAUACCUUACAUGAUGGCUAUUGAUAUUAUAUCUCAACUCAGGUUUCAAGGAAGGAAACCAAGGUGCAGAAUGAACACUCAAGCCCUUCAAGAUCCCAUAAAGCAGAAUUGCUUCCAAGUGACUCUUAAGGACCACCUGCUUUUAGCAUUCCCUGAUAACAUCGAGGAACACUGGACCAAGCUAGAAACAUCCAUUAUUGCAGCCUGCGAACAAACUACUGGAUACCAAACCAAGAAGCACCAGGACUGGUUUGAUGAGAAUGACAGUGAGAUUGAAGGCAUUAUCGACAAGAAAAGGAAGGCCUUUCAGAUCUGGCAGAGAUAG
Messenger RNA from Podarcis lilfordi (Lilford's wall lizard), 363 nucleotides. The record is from the annotation of a GenBank genome assembly. Lineage: Eukaryota; Metazoa; Chordata; Lepidosauria; Squamata; Lacertidae.